AUGAACCUCUGCGUACUCGGCGUAAUUCUGUGGAGUGUCAACGCGUUCCAGUUCGCCCUAGCGGACGACGGAAGCUUUAGUACCGAGAACGCUCGAUUCCGCUGCGGUAUCCGGAAGCGUUUCGGUGUACCGUUGAUCUACGAGGGUCGUACAGCCGAACUUGGGCAAUGGCCGUGGCACGCAGCCUUGUAUCACGGCGAGGACUACAAGUGCGGCGGAACGCUGAUCGAUCAGCACCACGUACUGACAUCGGCUCACUGCGUCAUUGGGAAGAACAAACGGGUUCUGGACGCCAGCUUUGUUUCGGUCCAGCUGGGAAAGAACCAUCUGGACGAGUACCAUGGGCAGGCGCAGAUCAUGAAUGUCAGCAGGAUUCACGUGCAUGAACAGUUUGUAACAAAUCGAAACGACAUCGCGCUGCUGGUGCUGGCCGGUGCCGUUCGAUACUCGGAGUUGGUGAUUCCAAUCUGCACCGAAGGUAUCCAACGGUCCCGGGGUGAAGAUCUGGCAGGGAGGCGUGGUUGGGUGGCUGGAUUUGGAGAGACGGAAAGUUUGGCGAUUUCCAAGGAGUUGAAGACCGCGUCGAUGGCGAUCGUGAACAUCACGGAGUGCGUCCAUAGUGAUCCGGAGCUGUAUGGUCGCUUCGCUUCGGCAGCAGUUUUCUGUGCAAGCGAUCGGAACGGUGCGUCUGGGAGCAUUAAGUGUUCUUUAGCUGAUUUUUUGUUGCUUGCAGGCACCAGCGUGUGUCGAGGCGAUAGCGGCGGUGGUGUGUACAUUCUCGAAGGUGAUCGAUGGGAGCUACGCGGGAUUACGUCCUUUUCCGGUAAGAACGAAAGAGGUAGCUGUGACGUUGGGAAGUACGUGGUGUUUACAAACGUAGCGUUCUUCUACGAGUGGAUCAAGCGAAGAACCGGAGGGGACGGAACAUCGGAAGUUUUUCCCAAGCGGAUCAGUGAAUUUAAGUGUCGAGAGUACGGCAAAUUUGCUCGCAAGCGUCAGAACGGUGUAUGCUACAAUUCGCGAUCUCCUCAUACGGUGGCUAUCGUUGACCGAACCCAGCGUCACAUCGCCAGUGGAAGUAUUAUCAGUGAGAAGUUCGUUCUGACAAAGGCUCCAAGCUUGCUCGACAUUUACAUAUCGGAAGUCGACAGGGACGAUCUGUGGGUGCGCGUUGGCAAUCAACCAGAUAAGAAGAUCGUCCGGGAGAUUCCUCACCCGGGUUACGAUCCGGAAACACUCCGUCACCAGGUGCUGCUGCUGGAACUGAGCUCUGCUUUGACAUUUACGAAGGGAAUGUUUCCGGCUUGCCUAGCCAACCCGGCUACCGAGAAUCUGUACGAUACACUGCUCCUGAACGGAUACAGUGGAAAAUCUGCCGUCGACUACAACUUUUACGAAAGUGUCGAAAACUGGGUCAUUUCCAACGAGCAGUGCAACGCAACGGUUAGGCAAACCCACCGUAAGUACGCCAUCAGCAGCAUGGAGCUGUGCGCCACCGAUCGGUACGAGGGCAGCACCUUCUUCUGGAGCGGCAUCGUUGGCGGUCCACUGCAGACGGUCAACACGCGCAGCUGUAUGUUUACGCAGAUUGGGGUGACGAACGUUUUGAUACCGCACGAUAAGGGCGGGUCGCAGCGGACUGUUCGCUUCACCAACGUGUACUCGCGGGUGACGGCGUACCUGGACUGGAUCGAGCAACAGGUGUGGGCCAACGAAACGGUUCCGGCCGAGUUGGACCCGGAGGACGACAGUGGGGUGGCGCCGAUGGAUGAGGAUUACGAUUAUGAGGAUUGAGUUGUGGGUCAAAAAUGAAGUUUGUGGAUACAAAUUUGCAAUUGAUUUCUCGGCUAUUACUGAACGAAUUUUCGCCGAAUUUGUUCCAUUCGAUCCAGAUUCGGGUAAUAUAUCUAGGUGUUGAAAAUUGUAAAUUUUCCGUUAGUUAUUCAAUAGUUAUACAAACAAACGGUUUUGUUGGAUAUUGAAACC
Culex pipiens pallens (northern house mosquito) is the source of this 1986-nucleotide messenger RNA. Its product is annotated as polyserase-2-like. The record is from RefSeq and is a predicted model, not a curated record. The coding region runs from base 1 to 1794 and encodes 597 amino acids. Gene Ontology annotation, molecular function: serine-type endopeptidase activity. The transcript has 4 exons. NCBI's taxonomy places the organism in Eukaryota, Metazoa, Arthropoda, Insecta, Diptera, Culicidae. Gene Ontology annotation, biological process: proteolysis.